This is a messenger RNA of Camelina sativa (false flax), 3326 nucleotides long. Lineage: Eukaryota; Viridiplantae; Streptophyta; Magnoliopsida; Brassicales; Brassicaceae. The record is from RefSeq and is a predicted model, not a curated record.
UCCUUGUCUGCAGCUUACAAACUUAUGAUCAUGUCGCAAAGCCGCCAUUUUAGCUCUCUACUCUUUGUUCUUACUCUUAUCUACUUGGUCUGUACAAUAUAUGCUUCUCCUUUUCUUCAUCCAGAUGAAGUGGAAGCACUUAAGGAUAUAGCAUUGACACUGGGUGUGAAACAUUUGAACCUAAGUGAAGAUCCAUGUCUCACAAAGACUCUAGUAAUAACUCAAGAAGUUCUCAAGGAAGGACAGAACAGCACAAUCAAAUGUGACUGUGGUUUCAACAACAACAACACUUGUCAUAUCACACACUUUGUCCUUAAAACAUUCAGUCUUCCCGGUAGACUUCCACCAGAAUUUUCCAAGCUUCGGUAUCUUGAAUUUAUUGACUUGUGCCGUAAUUAUCUUUACGGCUCAAUUCCUAUUGAAUGGGCCUCACUGCCUUACCUAAAAUCUCUCUCUGUUUGCGCAAAUCGGUUAUCAGGAGACAUUCCUAAAGGACUGGGCAAAUUUACUAACCUCACUCUCUUAGUUCUUGAAGCCAAUCAGUUCUCUGGAACUAUCCCUAAGGAACUAGGGAACCUAGUUAACCUAGAAGGAUUAGCACUCUCAUCUAACCAAUUAGUUGGAGGCGUACCCAAGACAUUAGCAAGACUAAGAAAUUUGACUAAUCUGCGGUUUAGUGAUAAUCGCCUUAACGGAUCCAUCCCUGAGUUUAUAGGGAACUUAUCAAAACUUCAAAGAUUAGAACUUUACGCAAGCGGCUUAAGCGAACCUGUUCCAGAGUCCAUUUUCCGUCUAGAGAAUUUGAUUGACCUGAGGAUCAGCGACACAACCGCAGGAUUGGGACAAGUUCCUCUUAUAACUAGCAAGAGCCUGAAAUUUUUGGUUCUAAGAAACAUGAACUUAACAGGAUCAAUCCCAACCAGUUUCUGGGAUCUUCCCAAUCUCAUGACUCUCGAUCUUUCUUUUAAUAGACUGACAGGAGAAAUACCACCAGAUGCAUCCGCGCCAAAAUAUACAUAUUUGGCUGGGAAUAUGUUUUCAGGAAAAGUUGAAUCAGGAUCUUUCCUUACUGCAAGCACUAAUAUUGAUAUUUCUUAUAAUAACUUCACAUGGUCUCCAAACUGCAAAAAUAGGAAGAAUGUAAACACAUAUGAGAGCUCACGUUCAAGAAACAGUUUAACCAGACUUCUUCCAUGUUCAGCCAUAAACCAAUGCCAAAAUUAUAGUAGAUCGCUGCAUAUAAACUGCGGGGGACCAGAUGUAACUAUCGAAAACUCCCGAGGAAAGUUUCUAUAUGAGGGUGAUAACUAUAACAUUACCAGUUCAGCUAUGAGCUAUCAUGGGAAAUAUUGGGGAUUCAGCAAUACUGGUGAAUUUAUGGAUGAUGCAAUAACAGAAGAUACAUACUCAGUUUCAUCAGAAUCUGCAGUCUCAGCAAAAUAUCCUGAGCUUUACAAGAGUGCUCGGCGUUCUCCUCUGAGUUUGGCUUACUUUGCGUUUUGUUUAGAAAAUGAAACCUACAAUGUGAAACUCCAUUUUGCUGAGAUUCAGUUCUCAGAUGAGGAACCAUUCGCUAGACUAGCAAAACGGUUUUUUAACAUUUACGUUCAGGGGAAGUUGAUUUGGGAGGAUUUCAGCAUCAGGGAAGAGGCUAAUGGAACUCAUAAGGAAGUUAUAAGAGAAGUGAACACGACUGUGACUGAUAACACUUUAGAGAUACGGUUGUACUGGGCGGGGAAAGGCACAACGAUCAUUCCCAAAAGAGGGAACUACGGCUCUCUUAUCUCUGCAAUCUCAGUCUGUCCCAGUUCUGAAUCUGAAUGUGGCGUUCCGGUGCAAAUUCAACCACUCACAAAACAUCACAAGUCAAGAAAAUAUCCUCUCAUUAUCGGCAUAGCAGCCUUAAUACUCUCUCUUGCUUUCUUCAUAUUGGGCGCGUUCUAUUGGAGAAUAUGCGUUAGAAAUGUAGCUUCAGGAAAAAGAGGUUCCUUCAAUCUGAGGCAACUAAAAGUUGCCACUGACAAUUUUAAUCCCUUAGACAAGAUUGGGGAAGGCGGCUUUGGAUCUGUUUAUAAGGGGCGACUACCGAAUGGUACAUUGAUUGCUGUAAAGAAGCUAUCUUCCAAAUCAUGUCAAGGAAACAAAGAGUUUAUAAACGAGAUUGGUAUAAUCACUUGCCUACAGCACCCGAACCUUGUAAAGCUCUACGGAUGUUGUGUUGACAAAAACCAGCUCCUUCUUGUCUAUGAGUACAUGGAGAACAAUUGUCUUGCAGAUGCAUUAUUUGGAAGAAGCAGUCUGAAACUAGACUGGCAAACAAGACGCAAAAUAUGCUUGGGAAUAGCGAAAGGGCUUGCGUUUCUUCACGAAGAUUCAGCGGUCAAGAUCAUUCACCGAGACAUCAAAGGGACAAAUGUACUGCUUGACAAGGAUCUGAACUCAAAGAUCUCAGACUUCGGAUUGGCCAGGCUCCAUGAAGAUGAUCAGAGUCACAUUACCACCAGAGUUGCAGGAACAAUAGGAUAUAUGGCUCCUGAAUAUGCAAUGAGAGGUCACCUAACAGAGAAGGCAGACGUUUACAGCUUCGGUGUGGUAGCAAUGGAGAUCAUUAGCGGAAAGAGCAACGCAAAUUACACUCCAGAUAACGAAUGUUGCGUUGGCCUUCUCGAUUGGGCGUUUGUACUACAAAAGAAAGGAGCUUUCUCGGAGAUUCUUGAUCCCAAGCUAGAAGGAGUGUUCGAUGUGAUGGAAGCAGAGAGAAUGAUAAAGGUUUCACUUUUAUGCUCCAGCAAGUCUCCAACAUCAAGGCCAAGCAUGUCGGAAGUUGUGAAGAUGCUCGAAGGAGAGACUGAGAUAGAACAGAUCAUCUCAGACCCCGGAGAUGAACUGAGGUUUAAGAGAUCGUCGGAGAUAGGGACAUCGUCUUUACCUUCCGAUUACCUCGUGUCGAUUAAUUCGUCCUGUGAAUCUGCUUACGAUCUGUACCCUCUUAGUGCGGAAUCCAUUGUUUUCUCUAGACCAUAGCGUAAACGGAGGUUCGAUGAAGAUCUCUGUUACGUUAAGUGUUUUUUUCCAAUAAAUUUCAUUGUUUAAAUAAAGACUGUAACUUUGGUUUAUAAGAAUAAUAAUAAUAAUAAUGACGCUUUCAAGUCAUGGACCCAAAGAAAUGUUCAAUUGGGUUGUGAAAUCAGGGUUUAUAAGAACUCGUUCGCGCCGUGGAUGUACUCGUAGUCCGGCUACGUCGACGUAAUCCCCCUCUCUACUGGCGAGGAUAUCACGAUGAUACUUCCCGGUGUCUCCGACCUGAGCUCGACAAUGGCACCUAC